Molecule: messenger RNA, 3279 nt
Organism: Hyla sarda
Lineage: Eukaryota; Metazoa; Chordata; Amphibia; Anura; Hylidae
Product: collagen alpha-3(IV) chain-like
Exons: 2
Coding region: 1-3279 (1092 amino acids)
Source: RefSeq, a predicted model, not a curated record
AUGGUAAAGCUGCUCAGUGCUGAGCCUCCAGUCUGGGGCACGCCUGGCACUCUGUACAGCAGUGCUGAGCCUCCAGUCAGGGGCACGCCUGGCACUCUGUACGGCAGUGCUGAGCCUCCAGUCAGGGGCACGCCUGGCACUCUGUACAGCAGUGCUGAGCCUCCAGUCAGGGGCACGCCUGGCACUCUGUACGGCAGUGCUGAGCCUCCAGUCAGGGGCACGCCUGGCACUCUGUACGGCAGUGCUGAGCCUCCAGUCAGGGGCACGCCUGGCACUCUGUACAGCAGUGCUGAGCCUCCAGUCAGGGGCACGCCUGGCACUCUGUACGGCAGUGCUGAGCCUCCAGUCAGGGGCACGCCUGGCACUCUGUACGGCAGUGCUGAGCCUCCAGUCAGGGGCACGCCUGGCACUCUGUACGGCAGUGCUGAGCCUCCAGUCAGGGGCACGCCUGGCACUCUGUACGGCAGUGCUGAGCCUCCAGUCAGGGGCACGCCUGGCACUCUGUACAGCAGUGCUGAGCCUCCAGUCAGGGGCACGCCUGGCACUCUGUACGGCAGUGCUGAGCCUCCAGUCAGGGGCACGCCUGGCACUCUGUACGGCAGUGCUGAGCCUCCAGUCAGGGGCACGCCUGGCACUCUGUACGGCAGUGCUGAGCCUCCAGUCAGGGGCACGCCUGGCACUCUGUACGGCAGUGCUGAGCCUCCAGUCAGGGGCACGCCUGGCACUCUGUACAGCAGUGCUGAGCCUCCAGUCAGGGGCACGCCUGGCACUCUGUACGGCAGUGCUGAGCCUCCAGUCAGGGGCACGCCUGGCACUCUGUACGGCAGUGCUGAGCCUCCAGUCAGGGGCACGCCUGGCACUCUGUACGGCAGUGCUGAGCCUCCAGUCAGGGGCACGCCUGGCACUCUGUACGGCAGUGCUGAGCCUCCAGUCAGGGGCACGCCUGGCACUCUGUACGGCAGUGCUGAGCCUCCAGUCAGGGGCACGCCUGGCACUCUGUACGGCAGUGCUGAGCCUCCAGUCAGGGGCACGCCUGGCACUCUGUACGGCAGUGCUGAGCCUCCAGUCAGGGGCACGCCUGGCACUCUGUACGGCAGUGCUGAGCCUCCAGUCAGGGGCACGCCUGGCACUCUGUACGGCAGUGCUGAGCCUCCAGUCAGGGGCACGCCUGGCACUCUGUACGGCAGUGCUGAGCCUCCAGUCAGGGGCACGCCUGGCACUCUGUACAGCAGUGCUGAGCCUCCAGUCAGGGGCACGCCUGGCACUCUGUACGGCAGUGCUGAGCCUCCAGUCAGGGGCACGCCUGGCACUCUGUACGGCAGUGCUGAGCCUCCAGUCAGGGGCACGCCUGGCACUCUGUACAGCAGUGCUGAGCCUCCAGUCAGGGGCACGCCUGGCACUCUGUACAGCAGUGCUGAGCCUCCAGUCAGGGGCACGCCUGGCACUCUGUACGGCAGUGCUGAGCCUCCAGUCAGGGGCACGCCUGGCACUCUGUACGGCAGUGCUGAGCCUCCAGUCAGGGGCACGCCUGGCACUCUGUACAGCAGUGCUGAGCCUCCAGUCAGGGGCACGCCUGGCACUCUGUACGGCAGUGCUAAACCUCCAGUCAGGGGCACGCCUGGCACUCUGUACGGCAGUGCUGAGCCUCCAGUCAGGGGCACGCCUGGCACUCUGUACGGCAGUGCUGAGCCUCCAGUCAGGGGCACGCCUGGCACUCUGUACGGCAGUGCUAAACCUCCAGUCAGGGGCACGCCUGGCACUCUGUACGGCAGUGCUGAGCCUCCAGUCAGGGGCACGCCUGGCACUCUGUACGGCAGUGCUGAGCCUCCAGUCAGGGGCACGCCUGGCACUCUGUACAGCAGUGCUGAGCCUCCAGUCAGGGGCACGCCUGGCACUCUGUACGGCAGUGCUAAACCUCCAGUCAGGGGCACGCCUGGCACUCUGUACGGCAGUGCUGAGCCUCCAGUCAGGGGCACGCCUGGCACUCUGUACGGCAGUGCUGAGCCUCCAGUCAGGGGCACGCCUGGCACUCUGUACGGCAGUGCUGAGCCUCCAGUCAGGGGCACGCCUGGCACUCUGUACGGCAGUGCUGAGCCUCCAGUCAGGGGCACGCCUGGCACUCUGUACGGCAGUGCUGAGCCUCCAGUCAGGGGCACGCCUGGCACUCUGUACGGCAGUGCUGAGCCUCCAGUCAGGGGCACGCCUGGCACUCUGUACGGCAGUGCUGAGCCUCCAGUCAGGGGCACGCCUGGCACUCUGUACGGCAGUGCUGAGCCUCCAGUCAGGGGCACGCCUGGCACUCUGUACGGCAGUGCUGAGCCUCCAGUCAGGGGCACGCCUGGCACUCUGUACGGCAGUGCUGAGCCUCCAGUCAGGGGCACGCCUGGCACUCUGUACGGCAGUGCUGAGCCUCCAGUCAGGGGCACGCCUGGCACUCUGUACAGCAGUGCUGAGCCUCCAGUCAGGGGCACGCCUGGCACUCUGUACAGCAGUGCUGAGCCUCCAGUCAGGGGCACGCCUGGCACUCUGUACGGCAGUGCUGAGCCUCCAGUCAGGGGCACGCCUGGCACUCUGUACGGCAGUGCUGAGCCUCCAGUCAGGGGCACGCCUGGCACUCUGUACAGCAGUGCUGAGCCUCCAGUCAGGGGCACGCCUGGCACUCUGUACGGCAGUGCUGAGCCUCCAGUCAGGGGCACGCCUGGCACUCUGUACAGCAGUGCUGAGCCUCCAGUCAGGGGCACGCCUGGCACUCUGUACGGCAGUGCUGAGCCUCCAGUCAGGGGCACGCCUGGCACUCUGUACGGCAGUGCUGAGCCUCCAGUCAGGGGCACGCCUGGCACUCUGUACAGCAGUGCUGAGCCUCCAGUCAGGGGCACGCCUGGCACUCUGUACGGCAGUGCUGAGCCUCCAGUCAGGGGCACUCCUGGCACUCUGUACAGCAGUGCUGAGCCUCCAGUCAGGGGCACGCCUGGCAGUCUGUACGGCUGUGCUGAGCCUCCAGUCAGGGGCACGCCUGGCACUCUGUACGGCAGUGCUGACUCUCCCGGUGUCUGUGCAGUGUGUGAGGCUCAGCGCUGCCACCCAGCGUUCUCUGCAGCUCAGCCUGACCCGACACAGUGCAGACAACCUCGGUUGAACUCUUACCCAGGUCCAGGACAAGUCAUGGAGCUCACAAUGGGACAUGAGGACAAGUCUCCUUUGACUGCAGUGACAUUUCCCGAGCCAGAAGACGAGCCGCCCGGCAGCCCCGCACCCGGAUACAAGCGCAGCAAAUCAUAG